Messenger RNA from Drosophila teissieri, 890 nucleotides. Its product is annotated as chymotrypsin-1. Gene Ontology annotation, molecular function: serine-type endopeptidase activity. The transcript is spliced from 2 exons. The coding region runs from base 24 to 815 and encodes 263 amino acids. Gene Ontology annotation, biological process: proteolysis. The record is from RefSeq and is a predicted model, not a curated record. NCBI's taxonomy places the organism in Eukaryota, Metazoa, Arthropoda, Insecta, Diptera, Drosophilidae.
CAUUCAGUUGCCAAUCCAUCGCCAUGGCUGAUCCACGCAUUACUCUGGGCCUCGGUCUGCUAAUCUUCGGCCUGAUCCUCUCCACGGAGGCAUCGCCACAGGGCCGCAUUCUCGGCGGCGAGGACGUCGCCCAGGGCGAGUACCCAUGGUCCGCAUCCGUGCGAUACAACAAGGCGCACGUCUGCUCCGGCGCCAUCAUCUCCAAUAGCCACAUCCUGACCGCCGCCCACUGUGUGUCCAGCGUGGGCAUCACUCCGGUGGAGGCCAGCACCUUGGCCGUUCGCGUGGGCACCAUUAACCAGUACGCCGGCGGCAGCAUCGUGAAUGUGAAGAGCGUGGUCAUCCAGCCAUCGUACGGCAACUUCCUGCACGACAUCGCCAUUCUGGAGCUGGAUGAGUCCCUGGUCUUCGACACUCGCGUCGCAGCCAUCGCACUGCCCACCAAGGAGGAGGAGGAGACGGAGGAUGUGGACGCAGAGCUGCCCAACGGAACUCCGGUCUAUGUGGCCGGAUGGGGUGAACUUUCGGAUGGAACUGCCUCCUACAAGCAGCAGAAGGCCAACUACAAUACACUCAGCCGAUCCCUGUGCGAAUACGAAGCCGGUUACGGCUACGAAUCCGUGGUGUGCCUCUCCAGGGCCGAGGGCGAGGGCAUCUGUCGCGGGGAUGCCGGAGCGGCCGUCAUCGAUGACGAGAAGGUGCUCCGCGGCUUGACCAGCUUCAACUUCGGACCCUGCGGCAGCAAGUAUCCCGAUGUGGCCACCCGCGUCUCCUACUACCUUGACUGGAUCGAGACCAACACCAACACCCAGUAAACUUUUGGUGCACCAAGGAUUACCCUUUGUUUUUUAUACAUUUUUUUCACGUGCAUAAAGUGUGUUAACCUCUCC